AUGCAAGUCGAUUCUCCGGUCGAAGAAACAAUCGAUGAGGGCCUUUACUCUCGUCAAUUGUACGUGCUAGGAAAGGAUGCCAUGUUGAAGAUGGCCUCCUCCAAUGUGCUGAUCAUUGGACUGAAAGGUUUGGGAAUUGAGAUCGCAAAGAACGUCGCCUUGGCAGGUGUCAAGUCUUUGUCGAUUUAUGACCCUACUCCUGUCUCGCUGACUGACUUGUCUGCCCAGUUCUUCCUCACAGAGUCGGACAUUGGAAAGUCCAGAGCGGAGGCUUCGUUGGCCAAGCUCUCCGAGCUCAACUCGUACGUUCCUAUCUCUAUUGUCUCAGAAUUGACUCCCGAGUCGGUCUCCUCUUUCCAGGUGGUGGUCACCACAGAGACUCCGCUGGAGAAACAGCUCGAAAUCAAUGAGUUAACCCACUCAAAGGGCAUCAGAUACAUCAACGCAGACAUCAAGGGACUUGUGGGCCAACUGUUCGUUGACUUUGGCGAUCAAUUCACGGUCUACGACCCCAACGGAGAAGAACCACACAUCGGUAUCGUCUCAGACAUCGAGAAAGAUGGUACUGUGACAAUGUUGGACGAUACUAGACACGGUUUGGAAGAUGGCGAUUACGUCAAGUUUUCUGAGAUUCAAGGUAUCAGCAAGCUGAAUGAUGGAACACCUCACAAGAUCAAGGUUCUGGGUCCAUACGCCUACCAAUUGCUGGACUUCGACCCAAGCUGGGGAACUUACGUCAAGGGAGGAAUUUACACCCAGGUCAAGAUGCCAACUCAAGUUUCCUUCCAAGACCUUGCGACUCAACUCAAGGCUCCUGAGUUUGUUUACUCCGAUUUCGCUAAGAUGGAAAGACCUCCUCAAUUCCAUCUUGGAUUCCAGGCUUUACAUGAAUUCGAGAAAUUGCAUGGUGGACUCCCUAAACCUCAUUCGGAAGCAGAUGCUGCUGAAGUUGUCAGUCUGGUCAAACAAUUGAGCUCAAAGUACCCUGAAAUCCUUUCAGAAGGAGAUGUGGAUGAAGCUUUGAUCAAGGAGCUUGCAUAUGGCUCGAGAGGUGAGUUGCCAGCAAUGGUUGCUUUUUACGGUGGUCUGGUUGCCCAAGAAGUCUUGAAGGCUUGCUCGGGUAAGUUUGGUCCUGUUAAGCAAUGGCUUUACUUUGAUUCUUUGGAAUCGCUUCCUGAGGAUGAGAAAUACGCCAGAACUGAAGAGUCCUGCAAGCCUAUCAACUCCAGAUACGACAACCAGAUUGCUGUUUUUGGAUUGGAAUUCCAGAGAAAGAUCGCAAAUCUGAAGGUCUUCUUGGUUGGUUCCGGUGCCAUUGGUUGUGAAAUGCUCAAGAACUGGGCUAUGAUGGGUCUCGGUAGUGGACCAGAAGGAAAGAUCUAUUUGACCGAUAAUGACUCUAUCGAAAAGUCCAAUUUAAACAGACAAUUCUUGUUCAGACCAAAAGAUGUCGGAAAGAACAAGUCUGAGGUCUCUUCUCAAGCUGUCACUGUUAUGAACCCAGACCUGAAGGGCAAAAUCGAGCCUAAAGUUGACAAAGUUGGUCCUGACACGGAGGACAUCUUCGACAACAAAUUCUGGGAAAACCUCGACUUUGUUACCAACGCCUUGGAUAAUGUCGAGGCCAGAAGCUACGUUGACAGAAGAUGUGUGUUCUUCAAGAAGCCUUUGCUUGAAUCGGGUACUUUGGGAACCAAGGGUAACACUCAGGUUGUGAUUCCAAACUUGACCGAGUCUUACUCCUCUUCACAAGAUCCACCAGAAAAAUCCAUCCCACUUUGUACAUUAAGAUCGUUCCCUAACAAGAUCGAUCACACGAUUGCUUGGGCCAAGUCUUUGUUCCAAGGAUACUUUUCAGACGCUCCAGAAAACGUCAACUUAUAUCUUUCGCAACCAAAUUUCGUUGAGAGCACCUUGAAGCAAAGCGGUGACGUGAAGGGAAUUUUGGAAUCCAUCAGUGCUUACUUGACUACAGACAGACCAUACACCUUUGACGACUGUAUCAAAUGGUCCAGAAGAAAGUUUGAAGACACCUUCAAUCACGAUAUUCAGCAGUUGCUUUACAACUUCCCUAAAGACGCUAAGACUUCUUCAGGUGCGCCAUUUUGGUCUGGUCCAAAGAGGGCUCCAGAUCCAUUGGUUUUUGAUAUCAAUAACGAAGAUCAUUUCCAUUACAUUGUUGCAGGUGCCAACCUGCUGGCCUAUGUUUACGGACUCAAGGGCGACCAAGGGGAACCUGACAAGUCUCACUACGAAGCUGUGCUAUCCAGUAUUUCCUUGGAACCAUUCAAGCCACUGUCAGAUGUGAAGAUCCAAGCCAAUGACAGCGAUCCUGAUCCAAACGCAGGUGCUGUUUUGGACCAAGGAGCAAUUGAAAAGCUUGCCGCUUCUUUGCCUACUGCCUCUUCCCUGGCUGGAUACAGACUGAACGCUGUUGAGUUCGAAAAGGAUGAUGACACUAACCACCAUAUUGAGUUUAUCACAGCUGCCUCCAACUGCCGUGCUUUGAACUAUCACAUCGAGACUGCUGACCGGUCAAAGACCAAGUUCAUUGCCGGAAAGAUCAUUCCAGCCAUUGCGACUACCACCGCUUCGGUUACUGGAUUGGUCUGCUUGGAACUAUACAAAGUGGUUGACCACAAGACCGACAUCGAAAAGUACAAGAAUGGUUUCAUCAACCUUGCUCUUCCGUUCUUUGGAUUCUCGGAGCCAAUCCAGUCUCCUACGGACCAGUACAACAACAAAAAGUUUGAUAGAAUUUGGGAUAGAUUUGAUGUCUAUGGAAAUAUCACUUUGGAAGAGCUGCUCAAGCAUUUCAAAGAGAAGGAAGGACUGGAGAUUACAAUGCUGUCUCACGGAGUGUCUCUUUUGUACGGAUCUUUCCAUCCUCCAAGCAAAGUGAAAGCAAGAUUGCCAUUAAAGUUGACUGAUCUCAUUGAGUCUGUGUCCAAGAAGCCUGUUCCGGAACACGAAAAAACGUUGAUUUUCGAGAUUUGUUGCGAUGACGAGCAAGGCGAGGAUGUUGAGGUGCCUUACAUCUGUGUCCAUUUAGUCAAAUGA
Messenger RNA from Ogataea philodendri, 3060 nucleotides. RefSeq lists its product as uncharacterized. The transcript has a single exon. The coding region runs from base 1 to 3060 and encodes 1019 amino acids. Gene Ontology annotation, cellular component: cytoplasm; SUMO activating enzyme complex. Lineage: Eukaryota; Fungi; Ascomycota; Pichiomycetes; Pichiales; Pichiaceae. Gene Ontology annotation, molecular function: SUMO activating enzyme activity. Gene Ontology annotation, biological process: protein sumoylation. The record is from RefSeq and is a predicted model, not a curated record.